Emys orbicularis (European pond turtle) is the source of this 1734-nucleotide messenger RNA. RefSeq names its product solute carrier family 22 member 4 (gene SLC22A4). Gene Ontology annotation, biological process: transmembrane transport; carnitine transport. Bases 1 to 1734 code for a protein of 577 amino acids. The record is from RefSeq and is a predicted model, not a curated record. NCBI's taxonomy places the organism in Eukaryota, Metazoa, Chordata, Testudines, Emydidae. Gene Ontology annotation, molecular function: quaternary ammonium group transmembrane transporter activity; ATP binding. The transcript has 11 exons. Gene Ontology annotation, cellular component: membrane.
AUGCGGGAUUACGACGAGCUGAUCUCCUUCCUGGGCGAGUGGGGCCCCUUCCAGCGCCUCAUCUUCUUCCUGCUCAGCGCCAGCAUCGUCCCCAAUGGCUUCAACGGCAUGUCCGCCGUCUUCCUGGCCGGCACCCCCGAGCACCGCUGCCGGGUGCCCCCCAGCGCCAACCUGAGCCGCGAGUGGCUCAACGCCAGCAUCCCCCGCGAGGUGCAGGGCGGCCGGGAGGGGCCCAGCAGGUGCCGCCGCUACCGCCUGGAGUCGCUGGCCAAUUUCUCCGCGCUGGGGCUGCAGCCCGGCAGGGAUGUGGAUCUGAGUCAGCUGGAGCUGGAGAAGUGUCUGGACGGCUGGGAGUACAGCCGGGAGCUCUACCUCGACACCAUCGUCACCGAGCAGACUAUACUUUGGAGCUACCAUGAUAUGAGGAUGACACAGAGUGGGCUAUGGAGAGUCAUGCUAUGGAAUCUGGUAUGUGAUGAUGACUGGAAAACCCCCCUGACUACCUCCUUGUUUUUUGUGGGGGUGCUUAUUGGAUCCUUUAUAUCAGGACAGCUCUCAGACAGGUUUGGCAGGAAGAGUAUUCUCUUUGCAACCAUGGCAGUGCAGACUGGCUUCAGUUUUGUGCAGAUCUUCUCUACCAGCUGGGAGAUGUUCACAGUGCUGUUUCUUAUAGUUGGCAUGGGACAGAUCUCGAACUACGUGGUGGCCUUCAUUCUGGGCACAGAAAUUCUUGGCAAAUCAGUUCGUAUUAUAUUCUCUACAUUAGGAGUUUGCAUAUUUUUUGCAAUUGGCUACAUGUUGCUGCCACUAUUUGCUUACUUCAUCAGAGACUGGCGGAUGCUGCUUCUGGCUCUUACUGUACCUGGGGUGCUCUGCGUUCCACUGUGGUGGGUCAUUCCUGAAUCUCCCCGGUGGCUGAUCUCUCAGGGAAGAUUUAAAGAGGCAGAAAUCAUCAUCCGAAAGGCUGCAAAAACAAAUGGCAUUGUAGCCCCAGCUAUGCUGUUUGACUCCACAGAGAUGCAGGAUAUGAAGCUUCAGCAGCAGCAGAAGGCAUACAUUUUGGACUUGUUCAGAACCCGAAACAUUGCAGUUAUCACUGUUAUGUCAUUGUUGUUGUGGAUGUUAACAUCAAUUGGUUAUUUUGGACUGUCACUCAACACUCCCAACUUGCAUGGAAAUGCCUACGUCAAUUGCUUCCUCUCAGCCAUUAUUGAAGUUCCGGCUUAUGUGAUUGCCUGGCUGCUCCUCCGAACCUUACCUCGGCGGUAUUCCAUAUCUGGCACCUUGUUCUUAGGAGGAGGGGUUAUUCUCUUCAUUCAGCUGGUGCCUACAGACUUUCACAUCCUGUCUGUCUUCCUGGUGAUGCUGGGGAAGUUUGGGAUCACAUCUGCAUUCUCAAUGCUUUAUGUCUACACUUCUGAGCUCUACCCAACAAUAGUAAGAAACAUGGCAGUUGGAGCUACUUCCAUGUCUUCCAGGGUGGGCAGCAUCAUCGCUCCUUACUUUGUUUACCUUGGUGCCUAUGACAGAUUCCUGCCUUACAUUCUCAUGGGAAGCCUGACUGUGCUGAUAGGGAUCCUUACCCUGUUUCUCCCAGAAAGCUAUGGAAAUCCUCUCCCUGAGACCUUUGAUCAGAUGCUAAGAGUAAAAGGAUUCAGAAACAGACAACGCACCAACCAUGUAAGGAGUUCAAAGGCGAUUGAAGACUCCAAGACUCAGAUAACAACGCUAUGA